CCGACGAUGGUCCCCGACCAGACACCCGCCUCCGGCCAUCACUACCACCGUCACCAUCAUCAUCAUCAUCAUCACCAUCAUCACCAACGAAGCGCAUCCACCACCCCCAGCCAUGGACCAACCACCACCGACACUUCCGAGGAGUUCGUCGCAGUUUCGAAGAAGCGAAAGCUCUCCUGCCAUGACGGUAGCGAUUUAUUGGACGACGCGGGAGACGAUGCCAAAUCUGUUCGCACAAACGACGACAGCAAAAAGCAAAAUCACAGCGAAAUCGAGAAAAGAAGGAGGGACAAGAUGAACACCUACAUCACCGAGCUUUCAGCGAUGGUGCCAAUGUGCCACGCGAUGUCCCGUAAACUCGACAAGCUGACCGUGCUAAGGAUGGCUGUGCAACACUUGAAGACUAUCCUCGGGGCUGUUACCUCAUACACGGAAGGUCAUUAUAAGCCAGCGUUCCUCAGCGAUCAGGAGCUCAAGACGCUCAUACUUCAAGCUGCGGAGGGUUUUGUCUUCGUGGUGGGCUGUGAUCGUGGAAGAAUUCUCUAUGUAUCCGAGUCUGUUUUGCAGACACUCAAUUAUUCUCAGGGUGACCUGUUGGGUCAAAGUUGGUUCGAUAUCCUCCACCCGAAAGAUGUUGCCAAGGUGAAGGAACAGUUGUCCUCUUCGGAUCUUAGUCCACGCGAACGAUUGAUAGACGCAAAAACGAUGUUACCGGUGAAAACAGACGUGCCGCAGGGUGUAUCGAGACUGUGUCCAGGAGCGCGGAGGUCUUUUUUCUGUAGAAUGAAGCGGAAAGUUGAAGGGGUUCGUUGCGGUGAAUUGCAAGUGAAGGAGGAGGCCGACACUACCAGUGGCUGUCAUCGACGGAAAAAACAACAAAACGUGGACUGGAAGUACUGUGUAAUCCAGUGUACCGGAUACUUGAAGUCCUGGGCGCCGGCAAAAAUCGACCUCGAGGAACAGGAAGGCGAUGGAGAUGGUGAAGCUUGCAAUUUGUCGUGUUUAGUUGCGGUCGGUCGAUUACAGUCCACGAUACCUACGUCCUUGCCUAAAAAGCCACGUUUGCGACCUAUAAAAUUUGUUUCGCGACACGCGAUGGACGGCAAAUUCCUUUUCGUCGAUCAGAGGGCUACGUUAGUAUUAGGUUUCCUCCCGCAAGAGCUCCUCGGCACGAGUAUGUACGAAUAUUAUCACCACGAUGAUAUUCCUCACCUGGCGGAAUCUCAUAAAGCUGCUCUUCAGGCGUCCGAGUGCGUCACCACACAGAUAUACAGGUUUAGGACGAAAGGUGCGAGCUUCGUGAAGCUUCAAUCCGAAUGGAAAUCUUUCAGAAAUCCGUGGACCAAAGAUAUCGAGUACCUAAUAGCCAAGAACUCUGUUACUUCUUGUGACUCCCGAUCGAUUACAAACAGUGGAAACAGAUCUGAGGAUUCUAGUGUUCAGGGCAACUACGACUAUUUUACACAAAGUAACGGUGGAUUAGAAAGAUUGAUCUCAAGUCACGUAGAGGUAAGUAAAAUUGGUCGCCAGAUAGCAGAGGAAGUCCUGGAUCUUCAGAGACGCGGUGAAGAUUCCUCUUCCGGUAGCAGUCCAGCGCCAGGACAGGACCCUGCUUUGUUAAAUACCGAGUCACAGAUCACUACUACCGCAUCGCCUGAGAGAGUCCAGGACGUGGCGCAGCCAGCCAGAGGCAACAACAACAGCAGCAGUAAUCCUACACCAACAUACAACCACAUAGCAAACAACUUGCAGCUGAACAGCAUCGCGAACGACCAAGACGAGAAUAUGAUGGACAUGAUCGGUGGUACCACGAUUAAUGAAUCACCGAACCCGGUGCCAUCGGAUGGCAACGACGAAGCAGCAAUGGCCGUGAUAAUGAGCCUCCUAGAGGCAGAUGCAGGUUUAGGUGGUCCCGUGGACUUUUCUGGUUUACCCUGGCCUCUUCCAUAGUACAUUUGAAUUCUCGGUCCACGUGAAACUGAAUCGAUCUUCUCAAGUGUUCGAUGGAGAUACCUUAUGCUGACUGUUUCACAACCUAGAAGUGUGUGUACAUAUAGUUUCAAGU
This is a messenger RNA of Habropoda laboriosa, 2065 nucleotides long. RefSeq names its product protein cycle (gene cyc). The record is from RefSeq and is a predicted model, not a curated record. Gene Ontology annotation, molecular function: RNA polymerase II cis-regulatory region sequence-specific DNA binding; DNA-binding transcription factor activity, RNA polymerase II-specific; protein dimerization activity. Gene Ontology annotation, cellular component: transcription regulator complex; aryl hydrocarbon receptor complex; cytoplasm. Gene Ontology annotation, biological process: regulation of transcription by RNA polymerase II. Bases 7 to 1950 code for a protein of 647 amino acids. The transcript has 13 exons. Lineage: Eukaryota; Metazoa; Arthropoda; Insecta; Hymenoptera; Apidae.